AUGGUGAAACUGGAGAAUCCGUCAUGGCCUCUAUCAUAUUCAGAAGAAGACGUGAAAAAAGUUUUGCAAAUGUCAGAGGAAUCUAUUCGUGCUCAAGAGAGAUAUCCUUAUACUGCAUUUGCUAACCAUGUCAGGGAGAUCAACUAUGGAAAUUCUUAUUUCUUUAGGUUGACCCCUUCAGAGCUUGUGAGUAUUUUAACAACUGCUUAUCCAUCAACUUUUUCUGUGGUUGUUGUUGGUAAUAUUGAUCCUGCCACUGCUUGCCCUCUGGGCGGGAUCCCAAGACCUCCGAAGCCAAUCCUAAAUUUCAAACGCGAUGAACUCAAUGGCUUGCCAUUUACUUUUCCGUCCACUGUAAUUAGGAAAAUUGUGCGGAUCCCCAUGGUGCAAGCUCAGUGUUCAGUCCAAUUAUGCUUUCCGGUUGAACUUAAGAAUGCAAAUAUUAUGGAAGAUGUUCACUUGACUGGAUUAACAAGCAAGCUUCUGGAAACAAAGAUAGUACAAGUCCUCCGCUUUAAGCAUGGAAAGGUGCGCUCAUGA
This is a messenger RNA of Striga asiatica, 540 nucleotides long. Lineage: Eukaryota; Viridiplantae; Streptophyta; Magnoliopsida; Lamiales; Orobanchaceae. The record is from the annotation of a GenBank genome assembly.